Messenger RNA from Paramormyrops kingsleyae, 1200 nucleotides. RefSeq names its product cytochrome b-245, alpha polypeptide (gene cyba). Lineage: Eukaryota; Metazoa; Chordata; Actinopteri; Osteoglossiformes; Mormyridae. The record is from RefSeq and is a predicted model, not a curated record. Gene Ontology annotation, molecular function: heme binding.
UAUAUAUACAGCGCUUUCAUCGGCAGUGUCGCCUAGGGAUUCCUGCUUAAGGUUAAAGAGCUGUGUCCUGGUGUCGGAUCGUCCGCUAUGGGCAAGAUAGAGUGGGCUAUGUGGGCCAAUGAGCAGGCUCUGGCCUCCGGACUCAUUCUCCUUACCGGCGGCAUCGUAGGGGUUGCCGGCCAGUUCAGGAACUGGCAGUUUGCGGCUUACGGAAUUGCUGCAGGGAUAUUCAUCUGCCUACUGGAAUAUCCGCGGGGCUGCAAGGCCAAAGGCAACGGAGUGCAGCGCCCGGGUCAGUACUGCCUGACAGUUUGUGUGAAGGCCUUUGGUCCACUGACAAGAAACUACUACAUCAGGGCGCUGCUACAUGCUGCACUCUGUGUUCCAGGCGCUUUCAUUCUCUGCACUGUUCUGGGCUGUGUCUGCCUAGCCAUUGCCAGCAUCAUCUACCUCUUGGCUGCUGUCCGUGGUGAGCAGUGGUUACCCAUCCUUCCACGGGCAGAACCCCGGGAAAAACCAGGGGAAAGUAUCAAGGAGCCCCCCCAGAACCCACCUCCUCGUCCGCCAGCAGAGAUGCGCAGGAAGCGUGCGGAGGACAUGGAGGGCGCCGCAUACACCAACCCUAUGCCAGUCAUGCCCAAUGAGUACUGAGUGCCCAAUGAGUACUGAGUGCCCAAUGAGUACUGAGUGCCCCUCCCCCAUGUCAGAUCAAGGAAGUACUGUUGCUUUGUGUCUGCUGCAAAUGCUUUUUUUUCAUUCCGUGUUUCAUUCUACUUCUGUUACAAUUUGAUUCCCAAACACAUCAGGAGUAUCCAGCUGAGAAUUUUGUGAUAGAGGUGUUUUUUUGAAUACUUAAUAGCUAGGUACUUCAUCCUGGAAGGACCUGUGUGAUCAACAGUCCUGGGUCCCUGUAGGGUACCAGGGGACCCCAGAAUGGCCCACCCAGUCACGAGUUUGGCUGAUAAUUGUAGAAAGGAACAAGGAAGGCCUGCCCAAUAUCAGACAUGGAGUUGGGCUCAGAAGUCAUCCUGUUCUUGGUUAUAUUAAGUUUUAUAUAAAUGUGCAAAGAACACAAUAUAAUAAAUAAGUAUUAAUGACUGCAACAGUUACUAUAUAAAACUUUCGUAUAUAAAUGUUUAUUCUAUGAAGGUUUAUUUUUCUGUUUUUAUAUUGUGAAAUAAAGAAUACACUAUAACUAAA